Mycotypha africana is the source of this 900-nucleotide messenger RNA. RefSeq lists its product as uncharacterized. Lineage: Eukaryota; Fungi; Mucoromycota; Mucoromycetes; Mucorales; Mycotyphaceae. The transcript has a single exon. The coding region runs from base 103 to 753 and encodes 216 amino acids. The record is from RefSeq and is a predicted model, not a curated record.
UUUUUUUUUUUUUUUUUCCUUUUUUUUUUUUCUCUUUUCAGUACAUAUGGAAUUGAUUUCAUCUCUUUCCUUUUCCCAAACACAGUAUUACUAUAUAGUGUCAUGAGCUCCAUAAGGAUAUUAGAGGAUGGUCAAUGGCCUAACCCUACUUUUCAAGAACUAAACAGUAGCACGGUUACUCAUGAAACGGAAACAUUCUUAAAGGCCCCUCCACCUUCGCCUAGAGACAGUAACCCCUUUAUGUUAGAGACUGUUUUUUCAGACUGUUUAGCACAAAAGAUGAAUGCCAGAGUGAGUUCUAGUCAUGGUUUUGAUUUUUCGCAACAUACUCGGCUUUUGGAGAAACUCUUUCCAUCACCGUCGUUAAUACCACGCUAUCAUAACCAACGUAAUAAUAGUUGUGGUAGAAAUUUAAAAAGGACACCGUAUGUUAGACGUAGCUGUCUCCGCCAUUGUCAUAACAGCCACCGUUUCUGCUAUAGUAAACGAGCGUCCCGUAUUCCGGUUUUGUCUGCUAGACUGUUGACGAGUAACAUCAAUAAGAAAAAAAGGAUGACCGUACAACAACCACAAGAUGCAUUAAUCCAUGCGCUAGAUCAAAUUCAUAUUUCCGAUGCUAAAAACUACAAUGAUAGCGACGACCACAAUGAUAGUCUAGAAGGACAGUGCAUAGAGUUAAAGAGCUUGAACCACCAUGAAAACUGCGAAAGUGAAGACUUACUCGCACAAAAUUUAAACAGUAUGAUUCUCUAAAAAGGGCGAAUUGCUUUUUUAUUCAAACAAUUUGAAUGAAUCGAUUAUAUUCAAAUAGUUUUUCUUGUAAAUAUCAAUAAAAAGGGGCAGCGCUAAUGGCAUUUUUAUAUUCGUGAGUGAAGCGCUUGUUAGUGGAAAUGAACGAUG